UAUAGUGUAUCAAGGGGUAGCCUCGGCUAGCGCUUGAUCGGAAAAUUUUUGACAUUUUUAGUGAAAUUUUGGAAAAAUUUAACGUUUUUUCGAUUUCGUUACCGCUUAUUUAUAAAACGUUUCCGCUUAGUCGGAAUCCUAGAUCCGCCACUGCUUAAGCGCAAAGCUUGCAUAUAAUUCACCCAGGAAGGUCAUGGUCAACGGCCAAAUUUGUAAAAACAAAAGCAAAGGGCCAUUUUACAUAUUCUUAAGUCAAGAAGGUUGUUUUUCUAACUUUAUGAAAAGAUAAGCAAUGGCCCCCUCCUUCUCCUAUAAAAAAAGAGAAUGGAAACCAUCUUCAUCGUCCAUUUCUCACCCGGCCUGCUCUGCUAUCCCCCUCUCACACACUCUUAAACUUUGUUUUAGUGUAAAGCUAAGAUGAAUGCUUCAGCACGAAUACAAGACUUUGAGUACUUGUAUGCAUCAAAUUCUAAUGUAUCCAACUUUGUUUCCGUCAAACUUUCUGGCAACACCAACUACCAUAUUUGGAAAUCACAAAUGCUUUGCCUGCUGGACAGUAACAACAUGGGUGGCAUCGUGGAUGCCACAUUUGCUGGCCCAAGAUAUUCUGAACCAGAGACACUGAGACAAUAUGACAGUCUCGCCAGAGGUUGGAUCUUGGGUUCGGUUAGUGAAGAUGUACUUGCAGAUGUCCACAAUCUCGGUUCUGCUAAAGCUGUUUGGGAAAAACUACAAUCCAUCUGUAUAUCUUCAGUAGGUUUGCAAGAAGAUUCUAAUUCAAAAAAGUCUGAUGGCGAAACAGAAAAAGAAGUAGACAGAGAUGCUGUUGCAGCAGAAACAAUCACUGUUAAAGAAGGCACAAAUUCAAUAGAAAUAACAGUGGAUCAAGGCAUUGUUCCAAUAGAAACCGACACAAAAAGUGAAGAUAAGCAAAAUCCUAAAAACAAGAAUAAUAAUUAUGGAAGAAGAAUAAAGGGGGGAUGGUCAUAUGUAGCAUCUAUUGUAGAAGAAUAUAAAGACACAGUAACAGAAGCAAUUAGCAGUGAUGGUAGCACGAUCCUUCACAUUGCUAUUGGAACAGGUCAAAAUGAUUUCGUUAAAGAAGUGUGUUCUUCUAUAACUGGCGAACUACUACUUCACCAGAGAGAGAGUGAUGGAAGCACAGCGCUUCACAUUGCUGCGAUUGUUGGGAACAAAGUUGCAGCUGAGCUCUUGGUUAAAAAGAAUAUCAAGUUGUUAGGAAUUAAAGACCAUAAGGGUAAAGACCCAUUGCAUAAAGCUUAUGAAAAUAUGCAUCUUGAUACCAUUGGCUAUUUGCUGAAAGCUGUUAAAGAUGCUGCCACAACCGAGUCGCAAUCUUCUUUAGCCGGCUCUGCUCACCCUGAUGAUGAAAUCGGCGUCGGCCUUCUUGUUAAUGCUAUUUCGGCAAAACAAUACAGUUUAGCAUUGGAGCUGGUGGAAAGGUUUCCUACGUUGGCUUCAAAAAAGGAUGAUGUACUGGUGGCUAUCGCUAAAAGCUUUCCGAGUGAGCUAGACUAUUGGGAAACACUUGUAUAUCCUCCUAAUUUCGACACUAUUUUUAAAGUUUUGCCUGAAGUGGCGGGGAAGACUCUUUACCUUUUGGUGUGGCCUGCACUCGCCGUAUGGGAUUAUAUAAAAGGAUCACCAAUUUCUACUUUCCUAUAUAAUUUGGUAGUACUAACAGUACCAGCAUGGCUUGCAUCGUUCUUUUUAUUAGUAUGCUCCCUCAUAUUGAUCGUUUGUUUCAUAUUCUUCUACUUGUAUUCCCUUUGGUGGAAGGGCGCAAAGAUACUAUUUGUACCCAUUAAGCGAAUAGUUGAAAAAAAGAAGGAUCUAAACAAUGCCAAAAGAGUUCUACGCCUUGUCUGUACAGAAAUAAGCAAGUUGGAGAACUCUAGUGGUGAUCAUUUUGUCCGACCAAUUCUUGAGGCUGCAUGUCAAAAUGCUCAUCAAGUUGUUAGGGAGAUUUUAAAUCAUUCUUCACAUGCGGCACUUCAGAGUACAGAUAAAAAUGGGCAUGACAUUAUUCAGUUAGCAAUAAUAAACCGUUCCGAAAAAAUCUACAACCUUAUCUAUGACAUUGGAGAACGUAAGAAUGUUUAUAGAACAUGCAAAGAUUCUCAUGAAAACAAUAUUUUGCACUUGGCGGGAAAAUUGGCGCCAUCAAAUGUAUUAAAUCGGAGAACAGGUGCAGCAUUACAACUUCAACGAGAGCUUCAAUGGCUUCAGGAAGUGGAGAAAUUUGUGUUUCCAUCAUAUAUUACUCAAGAGAACAUUGAUAAGGAGACGCCAUAUAUGGUUUUCACAAGGGAACAUAAAGAAUUACUAAAGGAAGGAGAACAGUGGAUGAAAACCACAGCCGAGUCAUGUAGUAUCACUGCUGCACUUAUUGUCACAAUUGUAUUUGCAGCUGCAAUUACCGUACCAGGUGGAAACAAUCAAGAAAAAGGAACCCCAUUGUUUAAAAGUAAAGCUGCAUUCAUUAUCUUUGCUAUAGCAGAUGCAAUCUCGCUAUUUGCAUCCAGUACAGCACUAUUAGUGUUUUUGUCUAUCCUAACAACACGUUUUGCAGAAAAAGACUUUCUAGUCAGUUUGCCUAGGAGACUAUUUAUUGGAAUUUUCUCCUUAUUACUCUCUACAACAACCAUGAUGGUAGCAUUCAGUGCAACCUUAUUCCUUAUCUUUUGUGAUAAUAAACCAUGGAUGCUUGCUCCAAUAUGUGGAUUAGCUUUCAUCCCUAUUGCCUUUUUUGUUAGUCUGCAAUUCCCACUCAUAGUGGAUCUUUUAUGGUCGACUUAUUCACCCAUAUUUGGUAAAGAAAGGAAAAGCACUAAUCUCCUUAUAUUAGUCUAUAAAUUAAGUGAAAAGGUGAGAAGGUGGUUUAUAAGGAGAUUGUACCAUUGAACAUCAUGAUAGUAUUGUUUGUUCAAAGUGUUUGUUAUUGUUAUAUGUUGGCUUUAACCUCUUUAGUUUUGCAUAUUUAGAAAAAAAGAUAUGAUUUAUGGUUAUUAUUUUAAAUAUAA
This is a messenger RNA of Helianthus annuus (common sunflower), 3044 nucleotides long. RefSeq lists its product as uncharacterized. NCBI's taxonomy places the organism in Eukaryota, Viridiplantae, Streptophyta, Magnoliopsida, Asterales, Asteraceae. The record is from RefSeq and is a predicted model, not a curated record. The transcript has 7 exons. Bases 418 to 2925 code for a protein of 835 amino acids. Gene Ontology annotation, molecular function: protein binding.